Messenger RNA from Labrus bergylta (ballan wrasse), 2449 nucleotides. It is a transcript of the gene dhodh, whose product is annotated as dihydroorotate dehydrogenase. Gene Ontology annotation, molecular function: dihydroorotate dehydrogenase activity. Lineage: Eukaryota; Metazoa; Chordata; Actinopteri; Labriformes; Labridae. The record is from RefSeq and is a predicted model, not a curated record. Gene Ontology annotation, cellular component: cytoplasm; mitochondrial inner membrane. Gene Ontology annotation, biological process: 'de novo' pyrimidine nucleobase biosynthetic process; pyrimidine ribonucleotide biosynthetic process.
UAUACAUAGGAAGCUGUUCCCGCGUGUGUUUGUGUAACAAUGUUAGGAAAUGCAUGCAAUGCCCUUUAAUGCAAUGACAAAACUGCGUCCAUGGCGGGACAUCUGAAGAAGCAGCUGAAAGAUGCAGUAAAAAUCAUCAGCUCCGGUAGCCUUCUCUUUGCCUCUUACCUCACUGCGGUUGGGGAUGAGCGUUUCUAUGCCAACCAGCUGAUGCCCUUGCUCCAGAGGAUUGUGGGAGCAGAGACAGCACAUGUGUUGGCAGUGAAGAUGAUCGGUCUGGGUCUGGUUCCUCUGAACCACUAUCAGGACCCGGCAUCAUUGGAAGUGAACGUCCUGGGCCUGAAGUUCAAAAACCCUAUUGGGAUAGCGGCGGGUUUUGAUAAGCAUGGAGAGGCUGUAGACGGAUUGUACAAAGUUGGCUUUGGCUUCGUUGAAGUGGGCACAAUCACUCCCAGGCCUCAAGAGGGGAACCCUAAACCACGUGUGUUCAGACUCACUACAGAUCAUGCUAUUAUUAACAGAUAUGGAUUCAACAGUUGUGGGUUGGAAGACGCACGACAGAGGCUGACAGCAAGACAAGAAACACAGAAAGAGCAAACUAAAGCCGGCCUUCCCUUGGGCAUCAACCUGGGGAAGAACAAGCUGUCCCAGGAUGCGGGGGCAGAUUACCUCGAGGGAGUGAGAGUGGUGGGCGCUCUGGCUGACUACCUGGUGGUCAACAUCAGCAGUCCAAAUACGCCAGGACUCAGGGAUCUACAGGGCAAGGCUAAGCUCCACCAGCUCCUACAUACGGUGUUGAAGGAGCGCGAUGCCCUGCAGGGAGGAUGCAAACCUCCAGUGCUGUUGAAGAUCGCUCCUGACCUCACUGCACAGGACAAACAGGACAUUGCUGAUGUUGUCGAUGAGCUGGGAGUGGAUGGCUUGAUGGUGACAAACACCACGGUGUCCAGACCAGAGACGCUGCAAGACGCAAACAAGGCUGAGGUUGGUGGGCUCAGCGGCCAGCCACUCAAAGACCUCUCUACCAGCACUGUGAGAGAGAUGUACAACCUCACCAAAGGUAAAGUGCCAAUAGUUGGAAUCGGAGGUGUGGCCAGUGGGCAGGAUGCCAUGGAUAAGAUCCGCGCCGGUGCAUCGCUUAUUCAGCUUUACACAGCUUUCACGUACCGGGGCCCCCCCAUAGUGACCAAGAUAAAGAGAGAAUUGGAACAACUUCUUAAGGAACAAGGUUUCAGCAGCGUCUCAGAGGCAGUGGGAGCAGAUCACAGAGGAGCAGGUGUGGCGACUCCUUAACUGAUCCUUCUGAAAGAGAUGGUAAAUGUUAACACAGACUCAGCACCUGUAGCUGCCGUGUCCUCAAACCAGAAAACAAGAUCCACCAUGUUCACUGAACUGUGACGAAUGCUGCGCAUUUAAGAUGGUCCCUCCACCGUCCGAUUAUUUACAGGAGCAGAUGUUAUCUGAACUGGUAUUUCAAACCAUUUUUACAGUAUUUAUAGUGAGGAAUGCAAUCGCCGAGGGCACAAAAUCUAAGCUUCUGUCCUAAACUUUAAACACAGGGAAAUAAUAAUGUUAAAUGAUUUUAAGCAUUAAGAAGAUUAGGUGUGUUUGUGAAUUUAUUUCAAACUUGUGUCCUUUGUUACAGUGUAACAGCCUGACUGUAAAAUAUUAAGUGCAUACUGACACCAAAGUGCUUCAACUAUUCUAACACCAGCCAAAUGAACUUCUAUUUAUUGAUUUAUGAAAAAGUCAUUUGGAUAGAAUAGCCAAACUUGUCAAGCAUUUUGGGAAUAGUCUAAUGUAGGUGUUAAAUUUGCUGUAAAACUUUGUCUUAUUCUUACAUUUGAUGUCUUUACCUACGUAUGAUGGAGUACAACAACUUGAUGUAGACAAAGUGUGAACAACAAAAAAUUCCUUUUCACUUGACCCGCCUCCCCUAAUGAGAGAGGACCUGAAGCAGAACCUUUUAUGGCAAGUGUUUUUGAGCUCCCUGUGUGGAGGUACACUAUGUCUUUACUUUAUUGGAAAGGCUGUAAAUAUGACACAAAAACAACUGGUAACUACGAUACUGUAUUUUCAAUUAAAAAAAACAUGUUUUCUGAUUCAUUUAAAUUUGAACCAGUUCAUUCUAAUUUCUAUUUGGACGACCAUUAUGUUUUGUCCAUCUCAAACUGAAACUGUUGAAAGCUGACCUAUUCGUCUUCAGUAUUCUGUAAAUUAACAACAUUGUUUGUUCCAAUGCGAAAGGAAACUGAUGUUAGCGCCUGUUUCAAGACAUACAAAUAAUUGAUGGUGCUUUUCAAGAAUUCUGCAACAAGAUAAAGUGCUUAGAGUUAUAAGGACAAGGAACAAGCAGUGGUUAUUCAUGGACCCCAGAGGACGAUCAAUUGACAGAUCUAGAAAUCUUGAUGUCAAAUGAGAAUAAAAUACCUCAAAAUCUUUUCUUACA